Oncorhynchus tshawytscha (Chinook salmon) is the source of this 3550-nucleotide messenger RNA. RefSeq names its product cryptochrome-2-like. NCBI's taxonomy places the organism in Eukaryota, Metazoa, Chordata, Actinopteri, Salmoniformes, Salmonidae. Gene Ontology annotation, biological process: negative regulation of DNA-templated transcription; entrainment of circadian clock by photoperiod; circadian regulation of gene expression. The record is from RefSeq and is a predicted model, not a curated record. Gene Ontology annotation, molecular function: FAD binding; DNA binding. Gene Ontology annotation, cellular component: nucleus; cytoplasm. Bases 166 to 1977 code for a protein of 603 amino acids. The transcript is spliced from 12 exons.
AAGAAAGUGGUUACGUAGUAGUGCUUUGGAUCCGUCCGUUCCACAUUUCUUGGUGUUGUUGACAGGACUGAAAGCGUAUCUGUUACAUCGUAAAAUGAAGACAUUUUAGGAUUUAUCUUGAUUCAAUUAGUUAUUUUUGGUACUAAUAUGGACUAGCUUGGAAUCAUGGUUGUGAAUUCAGUGCAUUGGUUCCGUAAGGGACUGCGGUUACACGAUAAUCCGGCUUUACAGGAAGCUCUAAAUAGCGCAGACACUGUGCGAUGUGUUUAUAUUUUGGAUCCGUGGUUUGCUGGUUCCGCCAACGUCGGCAUCAACAGAUGGAGGUUUCUGCUGGAGUCUUUGGAGGACCUGGACAGCAGUUUGAGGAAGCUCGAUUCUAGGCUGUUUGUGGUGCGAGGCCAACCUGCUAACGUGUUUCCCAGUCUCUUUAAGGAGUGGAACGUCACCCGGUUGACCUUUGAGUAUGACUCUGAGCCCUAUGGGAAGGAGAGAGAUGGAGCCAUCAUUAAAAUGGCCCAGGAGUUUGGAGUGGAGACCAUAGUGAGGAAUUCUCACACACUCUACAACUUGGACAGGAUCAUUGAGAUGAACAACUGCCCUCCACUCGCGGUCAAGAAUCACCCGAUCGUUGAGAUGAACAACGGCAGUCCUCCGCUGACCUUCAAGAGGUUCCAGGCCUUAGUGAACAGGCUUGAGCUGCCUAUGAAACCCCUGCCCACCAUCACACAAGAACAGAUGGGCAGUUGUCGGACGAAGAUCGCUGAUAACCACGACGAACACUACAGUGUCCCCUCUCUGGAAGAGCUUGGAUUCAAGACUCAAGGCCUGGACCCUGCGGUGUGGAAGGGAGGGGAGUCUGAAGCACUAGAGAGACUCAACAAACACUUAGACAGAAAAGCCUGGGUAGCUAGCUUUGAGCGAGCCAGGAUCAACAUGUGUUCGCUGAUCGCCAGUCCCACGGGCCUCAGCCCCUAUCUACGCUUUGGAUGCUUAUCAUGUCGAGUCUUCUACUACAACCUGAGGGAACUCUACAUGAAGUUGCGGAAGAAUUGCAGUCCCCCGCUCUCUUUAUUCGGCCAGCUCCUGUGGAGAGAAUUCUUCUAUGCAGCGGGAACCAACAACCCUAACUUCGACCGGAUGGAGGGCAACCCCAUCUGUGUUCAGAUCCCCUGGGACCAUAACCCUGAGGCCCUGGCCAAGUGGGCAGAGGGGAGCACAGGCUUCCCCUGGAUAGAUGCUAUCAUGACCCAGCUGAGGCAGGAGGGCUGGAUCCACCACCUGGCCAGACACGCAGUGGCCUGCUUCCUGACUCGGGGAGACCUGUGGAUAAGCUGGGAGAGUGGCAUGAGGGUGUUUGAGGAGCUGCUCCUGGAUGCAGACUGGAGUGUGAACGCAGGCAGCUGGAUGUGGCUCUCCUGCAGUGCCUUCUUCCAGCAGUUCUUCCACUGUUACUGCCCUGUGGGCUUCGGAAGGAGGACAGACCCCAGCGGAGACUACAUCAGGCGCUACAUUCCUAAAUUGAAGGACUAUCCCAACCGAUACAUCUAUGAGCCGUGGAGAGCCCCAGAGUCUGUCCAGAAGGCAGCCAACUGCAUCGUGGGAGUAGACUACCCCAAGCCCAUGAUCAACCACGCAGAGGGCAGCAGGCUCAACAUAGAGAGAAUGAAGCAGGUCUACCAGCAACUCUCCCACUACAGAGGCCUCAGUCUCCUGGCAUCUGUGCCCACCAUUCAGGAAGAGGCAGAGCCUCCCCCGACAGAUGACUCUCAGGCCAGUAGCAGCACCUGUGAGUCACCCCCACACACUUCGUCUGCCCAGUCCAACACUCUGAAGAGAGGCAGGUCUUCCGAACCACAAAGCACCCAGAUGUGCACCCACACAAAACACCAGCACACCAGCACUGCCAAAGGAGACCAGGUGCAGCAACAGGAGCAAUGGGAGGAACAGUCAGAGCAUCAGCCAGUGGAUCUGCAGUGACACACGGAUCUUGCCAUGUGGGAUGGUGUAUAACAGAAGGACAUGGCAGAAGACCUCUGAUGUCCUGCGCUCACCCCUAUCCUUGUGGCAAGACGAGUCACUUACACACACACACACACACCGAGCGUUUUACAAACCAUAACCACUUUCUAAAAUCUAAGAAUAACAGCAACUCCAGAUCAGUGUUAAAAACAGUACCAUACUGGCUAAUAAUGUAUGUGUAUACAGCAAGGUUACAAUGAAGUUUGUUCUAAGAAGGUUAGUUCUUACACCUUUCAGCUUUCCUAAUCUAGCAUUUAAAAUCAAAUCAAAACAUUUACCACAACAUUUUAUUAGUGUGUGAAUAACCUCUUUAAGACUGCAAUAGACCCUCAAAGAUAUUAACCUUAGUGUUAAGAACUCCCUGGGCAAUCUCAAACUGGGGGAAAUGUUUUAAAUCCCCCAAAAACUGAACACGUGCGUGUAAAUACGCAGGUCAAAUGGUCUAUAAAGAUUUGAUACGAUUUUUAUGUGCAUUUCAAAGAUGUGGAUAUUUGUUGCGAACAACCUCCAUUCUCAACAUGUGCGUGUCUCUGAUUCCACUGUCCAUAUAUCUGUUUGCUAUUUUGCUGUAUGUUAUUUUGACUUCUAUCACAAUGAUGUGAUUGGUCUGUAAACUAAUAUUUUGCCUGUGGCAGAGAAUAUAUAUGAUCAAUCAGUGAAAUAACUAACAAUUGUUGGUGCCCUUCAAUAAAGCUAUAGAGAAUCAUAUUCUAUCAAACCUUACUGGAAAAAGAACGACACCCACCUGUUUCUACCCAUCAUGGGUAGUGAGGCUGCGGUCACACACGGAUGAAAAAUGCAUAUGCAUCCGUCACUGUCCAUUCACCUCAUUUAAACUGCUUAUGUAAAAGAAAAAUGCACAGGACAAAACUGCUGAUAGACAUUUCUCAUUUCUAUACCACAUCAACCUACAGAAAAACCUUUUGGCUCAAUAUGUUUUAGAUUUUGUGAAUCCAUCCAUCAGGCUACAACACUACAGUUAAUGAUAAUGCUGUCUACUAAUACAAUAAUGACUUGUUUCAAUGAAAUACCAUAUGUGUAAAGGAUUUAUAUUAGUUCCCGCUAUAUUCUGUGUAAAUCAGCCUUGUGUGUGUCUCUCUCUUUCUUUUUUAUAUAUAUGUUAUUGUUAAAUAUAUCUUUGUCAAAACAAACAUGACUUUCCCUAAAACCUUGGUAGCAUUCAGAUCAUUUUAAGUCCAUUGGUAGGCUAUUUAUAUUUUCCAUUAACACAGUCACCAUCUUCUGAUCGUUUUGUCAGUCACCAACUAUUGUACAUCCCAAGCAAAAGUGUACGUUCACUAUAAUUUAAGUUGCCAUGAUGAGCUUUUGUUGAAUAGUUGUAUUUAUUUGUUUUGAAUUGUACAGGAGUUUAUUUUCAUUAAAGCCCUGAUAGAAUUGUGACCCAUUUCACCAUUCUUGGUUGUAAUUGUUUUAUGGACCUUACUAUCACAUUCUGGAAUUCACUAUUGUAAUGAUGACAAUAACUGUAGAAGAUAUAGUUUGUAAUAAAUGUCAUUGCGUUGUAUAUUUA